AUGUUUUCAAGGGCUCCUUCGUUCGCGUCUCUCGGAUCAAUACACCAAAGGCACGGUUCUCUAUCAGGAGGAGAGGCAGCGGCAGAGGCAAGAGCAGAGGCAGAGGCAGAGGCAACAGCAGAGGGAAAAGCAGAGGGAAAAGCAGAGGAAAAGCAGAGACAACAGCAGAGGCAGCGCAGAGGCAGCGGCAGAGGCAACAGCAGAGGCAGAGGAAAACAGAGACAACAGCAGAGGCAGCGGCAGAGGCAAGCAGAGGCAGAGGCAGAGGGAAAAGCAGGGACAACAGCAGUGGCAGCGGCAGAGGCAACAGCAGAGGCAGCGGCAGAGGGAAAAACAGAGGCAGCGGUAGAGGCAAGAGCAGAGGGAAAGAGGGAAGCAGAGGCAGCAGCAGAGGCAGCGGUAGAGGAAAAGCAGGGACAACAGCAGAGGCAGCGGCAGAGGCAACAGCAGAGGGAAAAGCAGAGGGAAAAGCAGAGGGAAAAGCAGAGGCAGCAGCAGAGGCAAGAGCAGAGGGAAAAGCAGAGGCAAGAGCAGGCAGUGGCAGAGGGAAAAGCAGGGACAACAGCAGAGGCAGCGGCAGAGGCAACAGCAGAGGCAAGAGCAGAGGGAAAAGCAGAGGCAAGCAGAGAAGCAGAGGCAAGAGCAAGCAGUGGCAGAGGGAAAAGCAGGGACAACAGCAGAGACAACAGCAGAGGCAACAGCAGAGGCAGCGGUAGAGGGAAAAGCAGAGGCAAGAGCAGAGGCAGUGACAGAGGGAAAAGCAGAGGCAACAGCAGAGCAGCGGCAGAGGCAAAGCAGAGGGAAAAGCAGAGGAAAAGCAGAGCAACAGCAGAGGCACCGGCAGAGGCAACAGCAGUGGGAAAAACAGAGGCAGCGGCAGAGACAACAGCAUAG
Penaeus vannamei (Pacific white shrimp) is the source of this 894-nucleotide messenger RNA. The record is from RefSeq and is a predicted model, not a curated record. Lineage: Eukaryota; Metazoa; Arthropoda; Malacostraca; Decapoda; Penaeidae.